AUGAUUUUUAAGUCAACACCUUGCGAACCAGUCUCUCCAUCCCCAACAGUACUUUUGUCUCCUGUUCUUCUAUCACGUCCUAUACGUUCACAGAGUGCUCAUUCACCCAACUUUCUUCGUAAUUUUGGGGCUGUAGGUGGUGGACAACAACAACAAAUAUUGCAACAUUCUGAUUCUGAUUCGGAGCCCUUAACAACCCCAUGUUGCUCUCGAGGCCCUUCUCUACUCUCUCGUCAAUCCCAUUCACGCCUCUCCAAUUCUCGCCUCUCUAAUUGCUCGUCACCUCUUGCUGGCACUCCUCCACCUCUUGUUUGUAGCCCUCCGAUAGGACUCGGUAGUGGUGGUGGCGGUAGUGGAUGCAGAAAUGUGACUAGAUCGGGCUCCUUUUCUCGUUAUCACCAACUUCAACAACAACAAAAUUCUUCUUCUUUUUCCUCAUCUGUCGGGAAUAGUGGAAAUUAUCAACACCAAUUAAUUAAUUUCCCCAAUAAACUUCCUUUAAAUAUUGGCCGUUGCCAUUCUUUUACACGUUCAAAUAACAACAAUAAACCUUUCCUUCCCCCACACCACCAACAUCCUUUACUUCAUAGAACGGCAAAUAAUACUGUUAACAGUUCUUUUUCACAAUACGAUUCUUUUGAAAGUAGUGCGAGUGCUGGAGAACCCUCCUACUUGCCUCACUCUUCCCAUUCAUUCUCUCGUCGAGGAGGUUCUCAAAUUAAUCGUAACCACCAUCCCCUUUUGGCUGGUAGACCCCCAUCUGCUGCCGCUCAACUUCAACGUUCUCAAUCAGACGCGUUAAAUCCAAUUCCUUCACGUCAUUCAUCACAAGGAAGUGGAAUAGAAGGAGGGGAUUUUCAAAGUGUUAUAUUGGGUGGGGGAGGAGACCGUUUGUCUGGUGGAGGUAUUAAUAACGGUAGUGGUGUUGGUGGGGAUACUUUAAGAAUUGGAACAACUAGUAAACGUCCGUCAGUAUCCCUUCGUGAUUUACAACAAGGUGAGGAAAUGAAGGAAAAAUGGGGGUUUGAAAAUAGAAAAAAUAGAAAAAGCCCUGAGGCGUUCUUUGACCUUAAACGUGCGUUGAUCACCCCCCAAGGAUGUAUUUUAUGCCAUAACUUUUUCAGAAGCCAACUUUUUGUGUUGUUAUUAUAUAUCAUUCGAAAGCCCUGUUUAUGCUGAUUAUUUUUCUCAAAGGG
Meloidogyne enterolobii is the source of this 1196-nucleotide messenger RNA. NCBI's taxonomy places the organism in Eukaryota, Metazoa, Nematoda, Chromadorea, Rhabditida, Meloidogynidae. The record is from the annotation of a GenBank genome assembly.